Messenger RNA from Funneliformis geosporum, 300 nucleotides. Lineage: Eukaryota; Fungi; Glomeromycota; Glomeromycetes; Glomerales; Glomeraceae. The record is from the annotation of a GenBank genome assembly.
ACCAAUUAUCAAGGCGACUUUGAAAAGUUUAGAAGAAUAAAGGUGUUUGGCGUUCAGAUAUAUUAUCACAACUUUUAUGUCUAUAGCAUGUGUAUGCCCUUCUCAAGUGUUUAUUAUUUUAAACAGGAAAACAAAUUCUCUUAUCCAACGAUAAUGUUUUUGGUAUUCAAGGAUUUACCAAUAUUUGCCUCGAAUUUGUGGAUCAUGCGGAAUAUAAUUAUUUCAAGUACUGAGAAUAUAUUGGCUUACGUUACAAGUGUUCCUACUGAAUUCGGUAAUGAUGAUACUGUGAUUGAUAAA